UGCGCGCUGACGAAAAAAAAAAGAAAUAAGGAAGUUGAGGUAGUUUUUAAUAAGCGUAAAUAAUACAGAUGUGUCACCGCUGAGAGCAGUCCGAGCUACAUGGAAACAUUUAUGCUGUUUAUACAUACCUCUAAUAACGCUUCCAUGCCAUAAAUGGCAACCAGAAGCAACAUGCUGUCUGCUGGAAUAUCCAACAACAAGGUCAAAUACUCACGGCUGGCUGCUGAUGACGACGGUUACAUAGACUUACAGUUCAAGAAAACCCCUCCAAAGGUCCCCUAUAAGGCGAUUGCACUGGCAGUAUUCCUGUUUCUGGUAGGCUCUUUACUGAUCAUCUUUGGAGCCCUUCUUUUAUCAGGAACCAUAAAGGUUGAGCAUCCUGACCGCACUAUUCCUGUCAUCAUCAUAGGGAUACUUGUUUUUCUUCCGGGAUUUUACCAUUUGAGGAUCGCCUACUAUGCUGCAAAGGGUUACCGGGGUUACUCCUAUGAUGACAUCCCAGACUUUGGUGACUGAGUCUCACCGCUCCUUUUGCCUCACUGUGUAUCCUGGUGCCUGCUGUUUUCUGACUGAAUGUGUGUAACAAAAGGCAACACCUCAUAAUUCUAGGAUGGAUACCUGUGUUUGUCUGUGUGGGUGGGGGGUUACUGAUGUUUUUUUUUUUGGUUUUUUUCCCCGUAAUAUGUGGCUUGUGUGUUCUCAUCUCUGCCAAAGCUUGACAGAAGUUAGACUUUAUAUGCAGCUUUAUUAACAGUAAAACACUCAAUGACUUGUGGAUAUCAGACCAUCUGCUUACCUGAAACAGCCAUCAAUAUUUCACUGCUACAAAACUCACUACAUAUUUAAGAAAUGAUUAAUGAGUGGAGUUUUCACAGAUGCCUUUGAUUUACUACUUCUAAAGUUCAUGACCGGGAAUCGGUGUGUUUUUUUUUGUUUUUUUUUGCACAGUACUUUAAUGAUGUCUAGAUAUCUUAAACAAAUAGAUAUCUUGUAUUUUAAAUUUGUGACUUUAUGAUAUGUUACAUCAUAAAAGAUGGUGGGAACUUCUUCUAAAGAUUGUACUUGAAGUUCUAUCAAGAUUUAUCAUUCUAAUCAUGUAAAGUAUAUUUUUGAACAAAAAUGUAUUACUUUCCUUGUAAAGUAUUGCCUUUUGUGUAUAUUCACUUAGUUUUGAAUAUUUACUAAAAUGUUAUUUUCCAUGUGCCUGCUUGAGCUAAAAAAGUAAU
Messenger RNA from Archocentrus centrarchus (flier cichlid), 1226 nucleotides. Its product is annotated as transmembrane protein 230-like. Lineage: Eukaryota; Metazoa; Chordata; Actinopteri; Cichliformes; Cichlidae. The record is from RefSeq and is a predicted model, not a curated record. The transcript is spliced from 4 exons. Bases 154 to 516 code for a protein of 120 amino acids. Gene Ontology annotation, biological process: synaptic vesicle transport. Gene Ontology annotation, cellular component: synaptic vesicle; endomembrane system.